AUCUAAUCUGCUAACCUUUGGGACCUCAGAGCCGUAUUGGUCUAUUCUGUCGGACACGCGUCCCGUACUACCCUCUACCCUCCAUCACCGUCAGUCCACGGCAAUCUUUCGCCUUUUAUCGUCACCAUUAUGGCAUCGGAGUUACAAGGUGUGAUUUCCGGCAGAUCUAGCUCAUCAAACCACCAUUUCAUGACUGUCUAGCUAUAAGGUUUUGACAGCCGUUACGCAAGAUGCUUCGCGUCAAAUUCAGAGUGUAUCAGAAUGUAUCAUUCAUCGAUGACAUAGUUCAUGGUUUGGAUGCGUUACAAAAAUCAGCAUCUGUAACUGUUCGCACCUUCUACAGUAUCUGUUUUUCUUUUUCUUUUUUGUUUUUGUGCUUUCCAAUUGAGUCUGUCACUUCCAACUAUAAAUUUUUAUUCUGUUCAAUAUGGCACCAUCUCCUAGCAAGGUUGCCAUCUUCUUGUCUCUGGGGGCUCUCCUCCAGCAAGCAGUGGCUGCGCCUCAACAAGCCCAGCAGAAAUGUGAUGGCUGCGGACAACAAACCGUGACUAGCGCUGUCACCGUCUGCACCACUCCCCCUGGAGUUCCUGGAGGGACUUUGCCGAUUCCCGGCGAAACGCCAAGCCACCCUGGAACCCAGCCAAGCGUAACCCCAAGCCGCCCUGGAAGCAUUAUACCAAUCCCCUCGAAUACCUCACCAGGCGGAGCCAGGCCAACUGGGACGCCAACCAGCCCUGGAGGGCCCGGAGGCCAGCAGCCAGGUCAGCCAGGUGGUCAACAGCCAGGACAUCCCGGUAGUCAACAGCCAGGACAACCCGGAGGCCAGCAGCCAGGCCAGCCAGGUGGUCAACAGCCAGGUCAGCCAGGUCAGCCAGGUGGCCAGCAGCCAGGUCAGCCAGGUGGUCAACAGCCAGGUCAGCCAGGUGGCCCGCCUGGUGGCUAUCCGCCUGGUGGUGGUCCGCCGGGAGGUCCUGGUGGCGCGGGAGGCCCUGGUGGCCCUGGUGGCCCAGGAGGCCCCGGUGGGUCCGGUGGAAUCAUUCCAGGACAACCCGGUGGUCAACAGCCAGGACAACCUGGUGGUCAGUCUACAGGUCAGCCUACCGGUCAGCCUACGGGAUAUCCACCUGGGGGUAGUCAGCCUGGCGGCGGUCGGCCUACUGGCCAGCCUACGGGAUAUCCACCUGGAUCAGGUCAGCCAGGCGGUGGUUAUCCACCCGGUGGUGGUCCGGGAGGCCCUGGGGGUGCUGGAGGUGCUGGAGGUGCAGGUGGUGCAGGUGGUCCAGGCGGCGGUCAACCAGGCGGCGGUCAACCAGGCGGUGGUCAGCCCGGUGGUGGUCAGCCCGGUGGUGGUCAGCCAGGUGGUGGUUAUCCGCCCGGCGGUGGUCCGGGAGGCCCUGGGGGUGCUGGAGGUGCUGGAGGUGCAGGUGGUCCAGGUGGUCCAGGCGGUGGUCAACCAGGUGGUGGUCAACCAGGCGGUGGUCAACCAGGCGGUGGUCAACCAGGCGGUGGACAUCCUAGUGGACAGCCAGGCGGGGGUGGUGGAGGGGGAGGCGGAGGAGGAGGCGGCGGCGGCGGAGGUACACCAGGAGGACCAACCUGUCUAUGCCCAUGCCCGUGUGGCGGACCUGGUGUUCCCGGAGGGCAGGGUCCAGGAGGUCAGGGCUCUGGUGGAGACUCCAGCGGGCAUGGAUGGGGGAAAAAAGAAUGGGAAAAUCAUGGACACGAUAAAACUGAAACAACUCAUACACCCACUCGGACAAGCCCAACAACCACCGAAUCACAUGAGAAAGACACCGAAGUGGCAUCUCACAAAUCUGGGCAUGGGGAUAAAAUGAAGAGACAGUAUAGGGCUCCAGACUCAGGUUCAAGCGCUGGGGCCGAGCCCGCAAACACUGAUGCUAGAGAUCAGAGCCAAUCCGACGACGAACAUCGAGCUGAUAUUCCUAGCUUCACGCUUCCUACCACAACACCUGCUAGUACUGGUUAUCAACCCGGAUCAGAUUAUCGAUCGGGCCCAGAACCUACCAAACCACCUGCUAACUCUGCUCCCAACCGUGGUAACUCCGACUAUGGCGACUCUGGCCGCAACGAUCCAGGCCGCAACGAUAACCGUGGAGAUAACCGUGGAGAUAACCGUGGAGAUAACCGUGGAGAUAACCGUGGAGAUAACCGUGGAGAUAACCGUGGAGAUAACCGGGGAGGUAACCGGGGAGGUAAUAGCUAUGGGAAUAACAACUACGGAGACAACAAUCGUUGGGACAAUAACAACUGGAACAGUAACGAUUGGGAUAAAAAUCAUGGGGAUGGUGGCCAUUGGGAGAACGGCCGGUGGGAUCCUGGUUACGGCAGCCAGGGCUAUGGAGACCAUGACCACGACCACGGAGACAGCAACUACGGACGUCCGGGAUAUUGGAACAAUGGCCAUUUCUACGACAACAAAGAUGAUGGCAGGGUAAAUAAGUCUGACGGCUAUGAUCCUAAAUAUAACGACCACGGCUUCUGGGAUCCCGGCCGUGGGGAUCAUGACGGCAAGGAUGAUGAUAAGGACCAUGGCAAGGGAGGUUACAAGAGGGAUCUCGCCCAUGGAGAUCACGACGACAAGGAUAAUGAUAAGGACCAUGACAAGGGCAAGGACAAGGAUGACAGCAAAAAGGAUCCCGGCCAUGGAGAUCACGAUGACAAGGAUGAUGGUAAAGACCAUGGCAAGGGCAAAGGCAAGGAAGAUGACAAAAAGGAUCCCGGCCAUUAUGGUUAUUAUGACAAUAAGGAUGAUGGCCAUAAGGGCCAGGAUAACAAAGACCCCGGCCGCGGAGACUACAGAAACAAUAACCAUGGAGAAGACAGCCACCACUUCGCAAUGAAGCGAUUCGCCCAAGAUGCCAAAUCCACCACACUCUCACCCACCUCGAAAGUACGUGCGGCUCCAUCGUCCUCGACACACUCGCCCUCGACACAUUCACCCUCAUCGUCCAAGUACCUAGUAGCAAGACAAACCUCAUCAUCCCACUCCCACUCCAGCGCGUCCCAUUCGAGCUCCUCAAGGCUACCCGAGAACUCGCCGUCCAGUUCCUCGAAGCUACCAGAGGGGACGAGCUCGUCACCAUCGGGGCCGGCUAACACCGGUAUCAGGCGAUUCCGAUACUGGUAAAACAUUUCAAAGUCAAACUCACUUCAUCACAGUUACCGUUGCUUGCUCAUUGGGUGUACAACUCAGUAGGGCUUUUGUGGUUUGAUUCAAUUCGAAUAAACAUAUUAUUAAUUCAAUAUAUGCCUAUUAGGUAUAAAAGAAAGAGAGAUUGGAAUGCGCAAUCGGGCAUUUAAUUGUUACACUUAAAAAAAAGAAGGGAUUGUGGAGGGCGCAGGGGAUCAAAAGCAAAUUGACUCUUGUUACUUACAUUCACUCAAAUGUUGGUUUGACUUGGUUGCUUGACAGGUAUAUAUAUACGUGGGGAAAAUGACUAC
Messenger RNA from Aspergillus versicolor CBS 583.65, 3462 nucleotides. RefSeq lists its product as uncharacterized. The transcript has a single exon. The record is from RefSeq and is a predicted model, not a curated record. Lineage: Eukaryota; Fungi; Ascomycota; Eurotiomycetes; Eurotiales; Aspergillaceae. Bases 428 to 3148 code for a protein of 906 amino acids.